This is a messenger RNA of Drosophila innubila, 1589 nucleotides long. RefSeq lists its product as uncharacterized. Bases 24 to 1472 code for a protein of 482 amino acids. Gene Ontology annotation, molecular function: phosphatase binding. The transcript has a single exon. Gene Ontology annotation, biological process: negative regulation of phosphatase activity. The record is from RefSeq and is a predicted model, not a curated record. NCBI's taxonomy places the organism in Eukaryota, Metazoa, Arthropoda, Insecta, Diptera, Drosophilidae.
UGGAGCUUUGGGGCUAGGGCAUAAUGCUGCGAAUGCACGCUGGGGCCGAUCUACCCAACUUCAUCAGUGGUAAGUGGUCAUGGGACAAUAAAACGGAGAGACUACUCUUUGAGCCCCACUUCGACUUGGAAGACGUCAGGGAUCGUUACAUUGAGACAAAUGGAUACAGUUUUUUACGCACACUGACUCAAGUGGAGGAAGCUGUCUUUCGCGAGGACUAUGUGCGUUCCGAAAGCACAUUCGAUACAGACACCGUGGCGAUAAAUGAUGUGCGAGAUCUUGUUUUAUUUCUGAUGCCAAAAGAGUUUCUGACCAUGAAGUUUCUUGAGUUUAUGCACCAACCAGCUGUCCAUAGAUUGCUUCAUGCCUUGAUCAUCUACUUCGACUACUUUCUCCGUUUGGUAGAGUUUGUGCUCAUUCGGCGGGAUGAGCUGGCAGGGGACAUGGCCCAGAUACAGAGUGAGCAGACGAAUGAAAUGAAACGGAUCUUCUCCGUCCAAUUGAGUCAGUAUCGCAUGCUGGUAGCCAGAAACUACAGCGUUAUCCUUAAGGGUGAAGGCGAUAUGGCUAAAUUUUAUCACAUGAAGCCGGUUAUUAAUAUUUCGAUCACACUUGAGGACAGAUUCUUUCAUGAACAGUUUCUAGCCGUUGCCAUACAGAUCGUAUGGAUUACAAUGCAUCGACGUGCCUACUACGUCAUAGAGAUGGAAAUGAAUCGACUCUUUCGCUCCGAACACUUUGUAAUGAAUCGACCAGAGUAUCUGAAGUUUACCCCGGCGGAAAGAAGUUUUCUGUAUGGACGAAGGAACAAAAAUGUUAGCUAUCUCUUGCAAGUAUCGCCAUUGAUACUAGAACUGCAGCAUGUUGACGAGGAGGAUUUGCCCAUAUUGUGGAUAGGUAAGCGGAAGUAUCGUGGAAAUAAUAUUCGAAUUGCGAAAAUCGAGCUGGAGUACAUCGUUCCGGACACUCAGCUGCGUAUGAUAGACGUGACCCAUGGCAUAUUGGGGCAUCCGAAACGCUUCUACGAUACCAUUCUCGACAUUAACUGGCCGGCUUUGCGUCACGAAAACUACUCCCUUGCUAAUGAUCCUUAUCACAUAAUACGGCAACCAACACUUCGCAUACCCAACGUUGUCGAUGCACAUUUACAUAGAAUGUCCCAAAAAGAUGAACAUUUCUUUAAGAUCUUCCACAUUUACGAGCCAUGCAAUAAGCAAAAUCUACUCAAGUGGCUACAGCGUGAAAACAAAUUAAUUUCUAUUGUCAAAGGCGAUAUCAAGCUCGACAUUUUUGCGCGCUGCGAAAGAGAAUUGUCCAAAAAGUCAGCAGGUCCCAAUGUUGACCAGGUUAUUAGCAAAUAUUUCCAACUGGUUUCCAGACUACGUAAGGAGGCCAGUUUCAUUCAUCCACAAUCUUAUUAUAUGCGGCCCGAGCUUCAAAGAACAGGUGACGAUCAAUUCUUUGGAAAGUAAAAUGAAAGUAGUCACAUAUCAUCUGACUUUUCGAAGAACGACAUCGUCGUGUAGUUGUUAUAUAUUUGUAUGUGUACAGAUUUCGAUAAUAAAUGUACAUAUGCAAGUGUUAGAUAA